Messenger RNA from Kwoniella shivajii, 1761 nucleotides. RefSeq lists its product as uncharacterized. The transcript is spliced from 8 exons. Gene Ontology annotation, biological process: microtubule-based movement. Lineage: Eukaryota; Fungi; Basidiomycota; Tremellomycetes; Tremellales; Cryptococcaceae. Bases 1 to 1761 code for a protein of 586 amino acids. The record is from RefSeq and is a predicted model, not a curated record. Gene Ontology annotation, cellular component: dynactin complex.
AUGAGCGGCUCUGAAACUGGUCUGGUACCAGGGCCUUCCGCUGCAUCAAUAACGACCCCGACGAAACGAGCUGCAUUUGCCGUAUCUGCAGAGGCCGGACCCAGUAGAGCAAGACCAGCAGGCGCUUCUCCAGCAUAUAGCUCAAGAAGGCACUCACUGUAUGGUAUAGAAGAUAGAGUAGUGAUUGACCCCGGAUCACGGAUAUGGAAAGUUGGAUUUUCGGGUGAACCAGAACCCAGAUUUGUCUUUUACGCCCUGGACGAAGCAGAUUCCGUAGAUACGUUAUCCACAGAAGCAUGGGAUUUGGAUAUUUCUCGGAUGAGAGGUGUCAAUGGAAGUAGAUCAGAGGGAGAUAGGCUGGUAGGAGUUAGAGUAAUCAAGAAAUUGAGAGAAACGUUCGUCAGACAUCUGAUGACAGACCCUAAGGCUCGUAAGAUCAUAAUAUUGGAAAAUACUUAUCUACCGAUAGGAGUGAAAGAACAUAUUGCGAGAGCUUUAUUUGAUAAUUUGCAAGUUCCGAGCGUAUCAUUUACCUCUUCAAGCCUAUUAGCUUUGGCUGCAUGUGGGAGGAUAACAGGCUUGGUGGUAGAUAUCGGUUGGUUAGAAACUACUAUAACACCUGUAUAUCAUUCUCGUCCGUUAUAUACCCUGGCCCAAUCCACUCCUUCAGCAGGUCGAAGAUUGCAUAACCAUCUUCGUACAUUACUUCACCAUUGCGCAAUAUACAUUCCCCCUCCUUCGUCUCUAGGUGAUAUUGAUGAUCGGCCUCGUUCCCCAGGUGUACCCCAGGAUAUACUUAGUGAUCAUUUCAUAGAAACGGUUCUCACCGAAGGAUGUUUCGUCGAAAAAGAAAACCUUGCCCUCGAACAGGAUGAAUCGAUGGAUGUGGAUACGGAAGAGCACAGUUCCCCAAAUUUGUGGGAGGAUGGAGACUCGACAAGAAUAGCGAAAGAGUGGAAAAGACGUUAUGAGAAUUCGUCAAGUGCAAAAGCUAUGUCAUUCCGUUUAUCAACCAAGGCAAAUUUAGGUCCAGCGACCAUUAUUGUUCCUGGGUGGAUAAGGGAAAGAGUCGCGGAGAUCCUGUUGAAUGAUGAAGAUGGAUCUGAAGAUCGAUCGGUUCCUACAUUGAUUUUGGAUUGCUUACUAAAGCUACCAAUCGACCUACGUUCCACGUUCAUCUCAUCACUGCUCGUCGCAGGAGGUACAGCCUCUCUUCCUGGCUUUAUCCCUCGUAUACGUGUAUCAUUAUUGCAUCAUCUUUUACCGCCUCCGUUAUCGAUGAAUGAGCCUAUCAGAUCACCUUUGAACACUUUAGCUGGUCGGAAAGAGGAAACAUCCCUUUGGAGAAAGCGGAAUCAAGAGCCUUACCAAGAAAUAUAUGGAUUAGCAAGUAAAUUAGCUAUCAUCAAUGAUCCUGCACCACUUGAUGGAUCCGAAGGGUUCAACGGAGGCAAAGCUCCCAGAUGGUCAACUGGCUUGAUGAGUUGGGUGGGCGGAUCUUUAGCUGGUUCACUCAAAACGUCUUCUCAGGAAAUAACGAGAGAAUCAUACGAUACACUCGUAUCGAUAUCUUCAAGCAGAGGUGAAAUCUACAAAGAGGAAUUAGAGACUUCAGAAGUCGAAGUUGCAGCUACUACAGGAAUCGAUAUCGAAGAACUAAAAGUUGGUCAAGCACUGAAUGAUGAACUCGGUUUAGGUAGAAGGAGAGGUUGGAAAGAGAAUGCCGGAUUGCCAGAUUGGUCAAGAGCUGUCAAAGUCUGA